Messenger RNA from Entrophospora candida, 618 nucleotides. NCBI's taxonomy places the organism in Eukaryota, Fungi, Glomeromycota, Glomeromycetes, Entrophosporales, Entrophosporaceae. The record is from the annotation of a GenBank genome assembly.
AUGCCUCAUAAAAAGCUUUACGGACCUUGCAGCGUUUUAAAUUGUGAAAAUAACAGCCCAAAAUUUCGUACUUUCACCAAAGUGGCGUAUAGAAAAGCAGUAGAGAAAGGCACAUAUCCUAAGUGUAAUUACUUGAAAAUCGGUCAAGAGAUCUGUUUCUCUCACUAUUUAUCAAUUGUAGAACCAGAUAGAUCUAUUAAAUAUAGAAAAAAUAAACUUCCGAAAAAAAAUCUUCCACGAGAAGCAAUUCAUUUAUUAGGCAGUACGAGAAAUGAAGAAAGUAUUGUUGAUUCUGAAAAAGUUGAUGAUGAUAUUGCUAAACUUAUAAAAGAAGAGGCAAAUUUUGAAAAUGAACAAAGUGAAAAAACUGUUUUGGAAAUGCAUGAAAGUGACCUUCAAAGAAAUCAUUCAAAAUAUUUUCCAUCAGAAAAUGUAUUUGAAGAACAGGUUUUUACAUUAUAUGGUCAAUUUAACCGGAAUGAUUUAAAACAUAUUGAAUAUGCACAACAAGCUCUUAAUGGUGCAACCAAAUCACUUCGUAGAGCUCUUUCAUGUUCGAUAUGGAUACUUUUAGUGUUAAGAACAUAUUCAAUUCAAAUUAAAUUCAAACAUUUAUAG